GAAGAAUAAGGUCAUGGAAAUGAUACAACAUUUGGCUACCAAACAAGGCCAAGUGAUUAAAAUCAGGGACGUCAUUUUCGUGACGGUUUUAAACAUAUUGGGUAAUUUGCUUCGUUCGAUGGAUUUAAUUGAUUUUGUGGGCAAGGGAGUGGGUGAAGAAAUGAGGAAGAACUUGCGUAGAUUCACCGAGACGGGUGCUACCCAAGAGUUAGCAGAUAUGUAUCCUGUUUUGGGUGUAAUUUGCACUUUGAGUUUCCAAGGAACGUACAAAAAAAUCAUGGAUUUGUUCGAUAAAACUUCUGUUGUUUGGGCUGGCAUCGUUCAGGACCGAAGAAAAAAUAGUCAACUUUCUUUGAAUGCUGUAGAUUUUGUAGAUGCUUUGGUUAAAAAUGGUUUCACUGAUAAACAUAUUAAUGGAUUGCUUAUGAACUAUUUGGAGCUGGAACAGAAACAACAAUUGUUACAAGUGAAUGGAUGCUUGUGGAGCUCCUGAAAAAUCAACAAGCCCUAACAAAACUCCGGGAUGAAAUUGCAAAGUUGUAGGAGAUAAUAAGGACGUUAUAAAGGAAUCUGACUUACCAAACUUGCCUUACUUAGACGCUUGUUAUAAAGAGACAUUAAGGUUGCAUCCUUCUGGCCCAUUGCUACUACCUCAUCGUGCCGUGGAAACAUGUGAAGUCAUGGGCUACACAAUUCCGAAAGACACACAAGUUAUGAUCAACAUGUGGGCAAUUGCAAGAGAUCCUGAGGUUUGGGACGAUCCUUUGAGCUUCAAACCUAAGAGAUUUAUGAACUCUAAGAUGGACUAUAAAGGGCGAGAUUUUGAGCAGAAGCGGAUCCAUGAUUUAAAUUUUAUGGGUUCAAUCUUUUAAGAUUUAGCUUGAAUCCAUUAUGUUUUAAAAGAUAUGGGUUCAUGCCUACUAUUUAUUGUAAUUUUACUAACUUUUUACACACAAAUUUAUACUUUGCAUCGAAAGUUAGGGAUUCAAUUGAACCCCCAUAUAGAAUGCUACAUCCGCCACUGAU
Lycium barbarum (goji berry) is the source of this 1026-nucleotide messenger RNA. RefSeq names its product probable (S)-N-methylcoclaurine 3'-hydroxylase isozyme 2. Bases 14 to 493 code for a protein of 159 amino acids. NCBI's taxonomy places the organism in Eukaryota, Viridiplantae, Streptophyta, Magnoliopsida, Solanales, Solanaceae. Gene Ontology annotation, molecular function: monooxygenase activity; iron ion binding; oxidoreductase activity, acting on paired donors, with incorporation or reduction of molecular oxygen. The record is from RefSeq and is a predicted model, not a curated record. The transcript is spliced from 2 exons.